AUGGAGGCUUAUCUGAAGUCUUUAGGUUAUGGAGUCUGGCUAACAGUGAAGAACGGUUACAUGCCCCCUACUAUAGACAUCACAGAGACAGCAGAGAUGAAGAAGUGCGAAGAUGAUGCUAAGGCAAUAAAUGCACUUCUAGGCUCCCUGGUGAACAACGAAUUUGCUAGAGUGGUCGGUUGUACAACAUCAAAGGAGAUUUGGGAUAAACUUAAAAAAGUCCAUAAGGGAGAUGAUAAAAUUAGAGAGGCAAAGCUGCAACACCACUGGAACUUGUUUGAAGGGUUGAAGAUGUCUGAGGCAGAGACAGUUGAACAGUUCGUGAGCAGGGUAAACGAAAUCAUCAACUCCAUUAGAGGGUUAGGUGAAGAAUUGAAGGAUACAGUAGUUUUGAAGAAAAUAUUGAGAUCUUUACCUAAAUUAUACAACCCGAAAGUGUCUGCCAUAGAAGAGUCAAAAAAUUUGAACACCUUGAGCAUGGAUGAGUUGCAUGGAACUUUAACGACUUAUGAGAUGAGAAUGGUCAAGUCCAAACCAAUAGAGAAGGAAGCCGCAUUUAAAGCCAUGAAGAAACUAAAAAUCAAGGAAGAUAGUGAAGAUGAGGAUUCUAAUGGUGAGUUAAUAGCCUACUUGGCUAGGAAACUCAAGAGAGGCAGAGGCAAAUACAAGGGAAAACUUCCCUUGAAAUGUUUUGACUGUGGUGGAAUUGGGCACUUUGCUUCAAAGUGUCCCAAGAAAGGCAAGGUUAUAGAUUCUGAUGAUGAAGAUACUCAAGAGAGCAGGUUCAAGAAAAGAAAAAAAAAGUUCAUCCCUAGAAAAGGGAAUUUCAAUAAGAAAAGUCUCAUCUCAAAGAAGUGCAAGUCUUCUUCAGAUGAGUCAUCAGAAGAUGAUGAUGAGUCAGAUGAUGAGUCAUUUGAGACUUUAUUUAUGACACUUGAAGAUAAGGUGCAACACAAGACUACUAAAGAGUCUGGAGAAGAGGAAGAACAGGAAGCUGAGUAUGACCUGCAAGCAGAGUUGUAUUCUGCUUUAACUAAUCUCAAGGGUGCCAAAAAGAAGAUAAAAAUCUUACAGAGUCAGCUUGUGGAGGAGGAGCAGGUAAGCCAAUUAAACAUUACAGUUGAAGAGAUGACCAAGAUCACUGAUGAGCUGAGUAUCAGUCUAUCAUCCAAAGUAAAGGAGUGCACUGUCCUUGAAGAGAAAUUAAAGAUAUUGAAGAUUGAAUUGGAAGAGAUACAGAAGAUGAACUUACAAGAAGAAAUUACAUCAUCUCCUCCAGUUAACAUUUUGAAAUCCAAGGGCAAGGAAGUUGUGUCUCAACCAACUGGAGUGGAUAUUUCAUCAUCUAGAAAGUCAAAUGAAAAUGUGUUAGAUGAGAUCCUUAGCCUUCAGAGACCUUUACAUUUGAAGACUGGCUUAGGAUAUGUGAAAGAAUGA
This is a messenger RNA of Telopea speciosissima, 1437 nucleotides long. RefSeq lists its product as uncharacterized. The coding region runs from base 1 to 1437 and encodes 478 amino acids. The record is from RefSeq and is a predicted model, not a curated record. The transcript has a single exon. NCBI's taxonomy places the organism in Eukaryota, Viridiplantae, Streptophyta, Magnoliopsida, Proteales, Proteaceae. Gene Ontology annotation, molecular function: zinc ion binding; nucleic acid binding.